AACAGUAAGCAGCCAGUGAAGAAUUCAGCCUGCCAAACAAGACUGAGUUUGGGGUCAGGAACCGGUCUGACAAGAGAAUGGCAGUCCUGCACGUAAACUGUCAAUAGGACUGUAUAUUUGAGGAUGAACCUACCAGAACACUGGUUCCAAAGUCGACACACCGAACAAGAGAAUGUCAAGACAUAUUUCAGGAGAUUGUGAGUGUGACUAAAGAUGUCCGAUAGAGUCGAUAUUGAAGAGAAACCGCCAGCCCCUCCCUUGAGAAUGAACAGUAGUUCCCGAGACUCUACAUCAGUGAAUCACGGCUCCAAACCUCUCCCAAUGGCUCCUGAAGAGAAGAACAAGAAGGUCCGCCUGCGCUCCAUCUUCCCUGGAGGAGACAAGACGAACAAGAAGAAGGAGAAGGAGCGCCCUGAGAUCUCCCUGCCCUCAGACUUUGAGCACACCAUCCAUGUUGGCUUUGAUGCUGUUACAGGGGAGUUCACUGGCAUCCCAGAGCAGUGGGCGCGGCUCCUUCAGACCUCCAACAUCACCAAGCUGGAGCAGAAGAAGAACCCUCAGGCCGUGCUGGACGUGCUCAAGUUCUACGACUCCAAAGAGACUGUCAACAACCAGAAAUACAUGAGCUUCACCCCCGGAGACAAGUCAGCACAGGGAUACAUAGCAGCCAACACUCUGAACCGACUGCUGUCGUCUGGGCCUCCUGUCAGCCUUAGAACCUGCAGUGCAUUAUUUGACAAGGGUGCAAAGACAUCCACAGACCCCCCUAUAGCACCCCCUGUGUCAGAGGAGGAGGAGGAGGAGGAGGAGGAAGAGGAGGAGGACGAUGAUGACGAUGAGCCACCACCCGUCAUCGCACCUCGACCUGAGCACACUAAAUCUAUCUACACCCGCUCUGUCAUCGAGCCCUUGGCGCCUCCCACCCCUGUGAAGGAGGUCACAACCCCGCCAGAGUCCCAGGUCCAGCCGGAGAACACGUCCAGCACUCUGUACCGCCACACCGAUCGGCAGAGGAAGAAGUCCAAGAUGACAGACGAGGAGAUUCUGGAGCGACUUAGAAGCAUUGUGAGUGUGGGGGACCCCAAAAAGAAGUACACACGCUUUGAGAAAAUAGGACAAGGGGCAUCUGGCACUGUGUACACAGCCAUUGACAUUGCUACUGGCCAGGAGGUGGCCAUUAAGCAGAUGAACCUCCAACAGCAGCCUAAGAAGGAGCUGAUCAUCAACGAGAUCCUGGUGAUGAGGGAAAACAAAAACCCCAACAUAGUCAACUACCUGGACAGUUACCUGGUAGGGGAUGAGCUAUGGGUGGUGAUGGAAUACCUGGCUGGAGGUUCACUGACUGACGUGGUGACUGAGACCUGCAUGGACGAGGGCCAGAUCGCUGCAGUCUGCAGAGAAUGUCUGCAGGCUCUGGACUUCCUGCACUCCAACCAGGUGAUCCACAGAGACAUCAAGAGUGACAACAUCCUGCUGGGUAUGGAUGGCUCAGUCAAGCUCACUGACUUUGGGUUCUGUGCUCAGAUCACCCCAGAGCAGAACAAGCGAAGCACCAUGGUGGGCACGCCUUAUUGGAUGGCACCCGAGGUCGUGACCCGUAAGGCCUACGGGCCCAAGGUGGACAUCUGGUCCCUGGGUAUCAUGGCUAUAGAGAUGGUGGAGGGAGAACCUCCCUACCUUAAUGAGAACCCUCUCAGGGCUCUGUACCUAAUCGCCACCAACGGGACUCCAGAGCUGCAGAACCCUGAGCGUCUGACCUCCGUGUUCAGAGACUUCCUCAACCGCUGCCUGGAGAUGGACGUGGACCGCAGAGGCUCAGCCAAGGAGCUCCUCCAGCAUUCAUUCCUGAAGUUAGCCAAGCCCCUGUCCAGCCUGAGCCCUCUGAUUGUAGCAGCCAAGGAGGCCAUAAAAAACAGCAGCCGCUAGAGGGCGCCAUGUGUCCACACACAGAGCUGGACCCUGCUCCAUGGUGUUGUGUGACAGAGAGACAGCACAAGGACAGACCAGUAACCAACCCCCCUGCUGCCUCAUACAGGGGAUGGACAGCUGGCCUGCAGGGC
This is a messenger RNA of Oncorhynchus gorbuscha (pink salmon), 2060 nucleotides long. RefSeq names its product serine/threonine-protein kinase PAK 3. The record is from RefSeq and is a predicted model, not a curated record. Gene Ontology annotation, biological process: intracellular signal transduction; regulation of actin cytoskeleton organization; regulation of axonogenesis. Gene Ontology annotation, molecular function: protein serine/threonine kinase activity; ATP binding. NCBI's taxonomy places the organism in Eukaryota, Metazoa, Chordata, Actinopteri, Salmoniformes, Salmonidae. The coding region runs from base 214 to 1926 and encodes 570 amino acids. The transcript has 16 exons. Gene Ontology annotation, cellular component: cytoplasm.